AACCCUACGCUUCUUCCCUUGUUCCUCUUCCUCUUUCUCGCUUCCUUCCCCAAAGCCGAACAAUGCAAGGCAACCGCGACGAUGGCCGCGGUGGUUCCAGCGGAUACCGUCCUCCGGCGAUGCCGCAUCUUCCUCCUCUCUAUUCGAAUUUCAUCGUCCAACAGCAACCCCAUAUACACCCUCUGUUCCAGUAUCCGGCGAAUUUCCAACGCCCUAACGUCGCCGGAUUCUCUGGUUUCCCCUUCGGGAACCCUAGUUUCCAUAGUCAGCAGAAUCUGAGCUUCCCUCCUCGUCCAAUCCCUAGCUUUCCUCCCGACCAAUUCGGCGGCGGCGGCGGUAAUGUUUUCCAUCAAAGCCGUGGACCGAACUUCUCUUUCACUUCUCAGCCGCCGUCGAUCAGUGUAGGCAACGCUCGUAGCAGUGGGUCUCAACCCCAUGGGGGGAGCGUUAACGUGAACGUGAAUGCGAACUCUUCAUCGAAACGAAAACGACAAGAGGAAGGUAAGCGAACUGAUAGGGCUGUGAAGGAGGCGUGUGAACCUACGCGUGCUGCUGGAGAAAGCGCAUCUUUGGUUAUAGUGCCUCAACUCCCGUCGAACGAUGUAGGGAUUAGUGAUGGUGGUGGGUCUCAGAAUCGUGGUAUGGAAGGAGGUUUGGAGAAGUCUUCCUCGAAAGCCAAGCGAAAAGGGGAUGUACAGAGAAUCGCUAAGGCUGUGAGCGAGGCUCGUAAAGCUAUGGUUGCGGCCGGAGAAAACGUAUCUUCGACUAGAGUGUCGCAAUCGGUUCUGUCGGAGUUAAAGGCCGAUUCUUGGCGCUCUUUGGGGAUGCAGAUGCAGGACGUUCCUUCUCUUCGCCAGCUUAUGGCCAUUGAAGGCAAGAUAAACGCUUUCAUUCACUGUUUCGUUGGGGCUAGAAAGAUUGUGACACUGCAUGAUUUGGAAGUGGCAAUAUGCAGAAGCGAGUUUGUUGAUUGUUUUGAUGAUCUAGAUUUGGGGCCCUUGCGACAGCAUCCACUUGUCUUGCUCUAUUUUCCAUUCUUGUCCGGUGAUAUUGGUCCCGUUCAGAUCACUAGUGAGGAGAUAAUAUCAUUUCUUGAUAGCUUUCUGGCUACUCAUGAGCAAGAUGAUGUUAAGCUUGAUGAAUUUCUCAAUUUUGUUGCCAAGAAAAAAUCAGUUGUGAGCAAGGAAAAUCUUGGUGUGCGUAUUCAGAGCUUGGGGAUGUAUGUUUCUUUUAUUCGGGAUGCCAAGAGAGAAGAAGGGCAAACUUUAAAGAUUUUAUUGACAGAAUUGCACCAGAAGUACUGCAUCCUCUCAUCAAAGAAACACCAGGAAGAUGAUAGAUCCCGUACUAUCUCUGAGCGCGUUGAGUCAUUUUCUUUUCGGAACAAGAGUUUUUGUGGCAAGCACAUAAGAUUUGAUUCAUCGAGCUCAGAUGAAGAAGAUAGUAUUGCGUACGAUGCAAAAACUGUUAGUAGUUCUAAUCAUGCCAGUACUUGUCCAUAUCCAUCUGUUGCAGAAGAGAUGAAACGGCUUGGGUGCUCCAACAAAAAAAGGAAGGCUGGAACUCUUAGUCCUAACAGAAAUGAGUUGUCAAAAUCGAGUGGGAGGUGUCCCUCUAAAGUACGUAAGGGACAUGUGAAACAAGAUGUUUCUAAAUCAGCUAAUGAUUGUGAUAAUGAGGAGGUUCACAGUGCAGAUGAGGCUGAUUUCACACUUUCUGAUGGGGCAUUGAAAUUGUUUAUUUCAACAUGGAAGGACACAUGUAAAGAGCUCAGCGUGGCUGCGGCGGUUGAGAAAAUGUUGCGGUUUUACAACUUUGGGGACGAAACCAAAGCUCAAAGGAAGAGAGCAAAAGUUAUGUCAUCAUUUCCAUUUGUUGAACUACUAAACGUGAUGGUAAUAUCGAUGAAACACGGAAUGUGGGAUAGCAUUUAUGAUAAUUUAAAAAAUAUCAGCCUAGAUGAUAUGGCUAAUCCAGAUUCUGGAACUGAAAUCUGUGAUACUAAGCCAAAUGAAAAACACGAAUCAAACAAUAGCCUGCAUGUUGCGUCUGGAAAACCAAGUGUCAGAGUUGAAGAAAUUAUCAGAAGGAUUUCGUUGUACUUUGACCGUGAACUUUCUGGAGAGAAGUACCUUAAUAUUUUUAACAGGCUACACAAUUGUGGGCUGUUUUUGGCAGAGCAAUUUCAAGUACAUGACUUUGAGUCCCUUGGCUGGGGUGGGUUUUUCAAUUUCCUAGAAAAACAUUUAUCCAUGCUACCUAUUCAGCUGCAGAAAUUUCUUUCUAGAGAAAUGUGUGAAGGGUUUCCACUGGAGGUCCUCAUGCAUGAGAAUGUGUUGACCGCCUUACUAUCUCAAGCUUCUGAAUUUUCAAGUAGUAAUGUUAUUUCGAAGCAGAUGGUUUCUGCAUUGCUUGCAAGACAAUUUCCAUCAAACGAUCUCAAAGUGGUAGAAAAAGACUUAAUAGAAAAUUUCACUGAUAUUAUUGGUAGCUACAAGAACAACAUACUUCCUAAACGUGUUCUGUUUUCUGCUACAUUGUUGGGAGCUGAAAACUUGUUGGGUUGUGGAGGUAAGGAUGCAGAAGAAUCCUCAUCAGUGGAAACUGAUAUUGAAUCAAGAGCCAGCCCUCUCAGUUCUGUUGCGUCAAAAGAUGCACUUGAUGUUUUGCUUAGGGCACCACUAUUAUCAGACCUGAACUCUUGGUGCCACUGGGAUCUUAGGUUUGCCCCAUCUCUUGGUCCUCUUUUGGGGUGGUUGUGCAAGGUUAAUUUGAAAGAGCUAUUGUGUCUGGUGACGAGGGAUGGUAAUGUUAUCCGGGUGGAUCCUUCUGCUACAGUGGAUUCGUUCUUAGAGGCUGCUCUUCAGGGUUCUGCUCAUGGCACUGCUGCACAAUUGUUGUCACUGAUAUCAUUGAAUGGAGAGAAACAUCUUCCAUUUUCCCUUCUAAAAUGUUAUGCAAAACGUGCAUUUGAAGUUAUUUUUAAUAACCAUUUUGAGGAGGUGGAACUAUAUUAUGAUAGGAAAUCCUUCGUGCCCGUGCAAGGGCCGGUAAAGCUCAGUGGUGCUUCGAAGGUGGAAGUUGAAGAACAAAAAACUAAAUUGGAGAAAUCUGGCUAUGCUGCUUCAAAGUUUCUUCUUGAUUGUCUUGGCCAUCUGCCAGCUGAGUUUCGCGGUUUAGCUUCUGAUGUCUUGCUGUCUGGCCUCCGAUCUGUGAUUAAAGAUGCUCCUGUCAAAGUGUUGUCAGCAUGUGAGCAAACUGAGCAGCGAAUCAUGCUGCAUGAUGCUGGAUUAUUGCUAGGCAUAGUUGAGUGGAUCAACGAUUACCACUGUUUUUGCUCUUCAGAUACUUCCAACUCUGGAAGAAUGGAAAAUGCUUCAUCCAUCCCAGAUUCUUGUACAAAUGUUGGGCAAAAGGAUUUUAUGGAACUUUCUCAAACUGAACAACGACAUAUGAUCGUACCAGAAGAAUCUCUAGAACCUUGUUCCGUAACUGGUGGUUUGGAAGCCGUUGAUGAUUCUGUUAGCAUGACUGUCAUCCAGAUGACACCUGAAUUUUAUGAUCCCCCUGCCUCUGUCAUUGAUUCAAUCAGGCGGGAUGAGUUCGGUCUAGAUUCAAAUUCUCCGGGUGCAGAGAAUAGCAUGUUGCAGAAGCAGCAUGCUCGCUUGGGAAGAGCACUACAAUGUUUGUCCCAGGAAUUGUAUUCUCAGGAUUCACACUUUAUCCUUGAACUUGUUCAAAAUGCUGAUGACAAUAGGUAUCCUGAACUCGUGGAACCAACACUGGCAUUCUUUCUUCACAGGACUGGAAUUGUUGUUUUGAACAAUGAGUGUGGCUUCACCCCUGAGAAUAUCAGGGCCCUCUGUGAUGUUGGUCGAUCAACAAAGAAAGGAUCUACCGGAUACAUAGGAAAGAAAGGCAUUGGCUUCAAGUCUGUGUUUCGGGUUUCUGAUGCACCUGAGAUCCAUUCCAAUGGUUUUCAUUUCAAAUUCGACAUAAGUGAGGGUCAGAUUGGAUAUAUUUUGCCCACUGUAGUUCCUCCAUAUGACGUUGACUCGCUCAAUAGGAUGUUAUCUGGCCAUGCUUUACAGCUGAAGGAUGCAAGAUGGAACACUUGCGUUGCACUUCCUUUCAGAUCUGUCAUUACUGAAAGUUCGUUAGUCAAUAACGUUGAGCCCAUGUUUUCAGAUCUUCAUCCUUCUUUAUUACUUUUCCUUCAUCGGCUCCAGUGUAUAGUCUACAGGAACAUGAUUGAUGAUUCAUUCCUGGUCAUGAGGAAAGAGGUUGUGAGUGAGAACAUCAUAAAGGUUUCGUGUGGGGAGAAUAGUUUGACAUGGUUUGUGGAAUCUGAAAAACUAAAUGCUGCGAAUCUUCGUGCUGAUGUGCAGAAAACAGAGAUCGCGAUAGCAUUCAGGCUUGAUGAGCUAGAAGAUGGAACAUACAGAUCAUGUGUGAUUCAAGAACCUAUUUUUGCUUAUCUUCCUUUAAGAACAUAUGGUUUGAAAUUUAUUCUUCAAGGUGAUUUUAUUCUUACAUCAUCAAGGGAGGAUGUCGAUGAGGAUAGCCCUUGGAACCAAUGGCUGUUGUCAGAAUUACCUGGUUUAUUUGUGGGUGCUCUGAGGUCCUUCUGCAGUCUUCCUUCUUUCAGAGAGAAUCUGGGUAAAGCUGUGUCCACGUACAUGGAGCUUGUACCACUUGCUGGUGAAGUGCAUGGUUUUUUUUCUUGUCUCACUCGAACUAUCAUAUCCAGAUUGAGAACAACGAACUGUUUGCUGCUUGAAGGAGACAACGAUCAUUGGGUUCCCCCUUGCAAGGUCUUAAGAGGCUGGAAUGAAAAUGCAAGGGUUCUUCUGAAGGAUUGUUUGCUUCAGGAGCAUCUUGGUCUUGGGUUUUUGGACAAAGAUAUAGUUGUGUCAGAUUCCUUGUCAAGGGCACUGGGCAUCGAAGAUUAUGGCCCUAAACUUUUAGUUCAGAUUCUGUCUUCCGUGAGUCACAAGAAAGGUGGACUACGAUCAAUGGGCCUUCCUUGGUUAUCGUCUUUUUUAACUGAACUCCAUAGCUUGUUAUUCCAUCCUUCUGGGCUUGGUAAUUUAGAGUCGGGCGUGGAUAGGAAUCUUAUGGAUAGCCUUCGAAAAAUCCCAUUUAUACCCCUGUCAGAUGGUAUAUUCACCUCAUUGGACGAGGGUGCAAUAUGGUUGCCCCAUGAUGCCACCGGGUUUGAUGGUGGCGAUGGUUUUGAGGCUUUCCCUAUGUUAUAUUCAAAUCUCCGAACUGUAGACCAUUCCCUUCUUUUGGCGUCUUCUGGUGAUAAUUCUGCAGUGGAUAAUCUUGUGAAGAUGCUUUUUGCAGUUGGUGUCCAGAGGAUGUCAGCUCAUGAAAUCAUCAAAGUAUACAUACUACCAGCCUUUGAGGAUAGGAGUACAGAUACAGCUGACGCUUUGAUGGUGGAUUAUUUAUGCUUUGUGAUGACACAUCUGCAAUCUGGCUGCCAUGAUUGUCACAAUGAAAGAAAUUACAUUAUUUCUGAGUUACGAAAUAAAGCGUUGAUACGGACAAAUUACGGAUUCAGACGGCCAAGUGAGGCGUUGAUUCAUUUUGGCGAGGAAUUCGGGAACCAGGUUAACAUAAAGAGGCUUACAAAAGGUUUAGAUAUGUUGUGGCAUGAGGUUGACAGUGGCUAUUUGAAGCAUCCAGCAUUGAGAUCUGAUGAUUCUGGGUUGAAGAAAUGGAGGGAAUUUUUCCAAGAAAUUGGUAUAACCGAUUUCGUACAAGUGGUUAGUGUUGAAAAGAGCAUUGCUGAAUUGUUUCCUGCUUUAAAUGGUGGAAAACAAGAUACAAUCUCAUCAACUCCAGAAUUAGCUGUUAGAGACUGGGAAUCUCCUGAACUAGUUGACCUAUUGUCUCUCUUGCACAAAAGUAACAACCAUGAAGGUUGCAAGUAUCUUCUGGAAGUUCUUGAUACGCUCUGGGAUGAUUGCUACCAUGACAAAACUACCGUUAACUCUAAUUUAGUAGCCAGUGGUCUUAUCGGAUCAUCAAAGUCUUCAUUUAUGAGAAUUAUUUGUGAUACUCAGUGGGUAGUUUCAAGCAUGAACAGUGGGCUUCAUCGUCCAAAAGAUCUCUUUCAUGACUGCGAUGAAGUACGGUCAAUGCUUGGCAUGACAGCCCCUUAUGCAGUUCCAAAGGUGACAAGUACCAAGUUGUUGAAUGACAUUGGAUUCAAGACUAAAGUCUGUCUUGAUGAUGCUCUUGAAAUCCUCGGAGCUUGGGUUCAGUUCGGUAACCCUUUCAAAGCCAGGAUAUCUCAAAUGACAAGAUUUUACAAAUUUAUGUGGAAUGAAAUGGCUGAAUCAAAACAGAAAAUCGCAGAGAAGUUCUGUGAUGUUCCAUCCAUAUUUGUUCCGCAUGAAAAUGGCAGUCGGCAGAGUGAUUUGAUUUCUGGAACGUUUUUGCCACUUAAAGACGUGUUCUGGAAAGAUUCCGCUGCCAUUUUCGACGAGAUAAAACAGAUCGAUCCUCAGAUUAGCACUGUUGUGGACACAUUCGACAGGAAAACAUUGUGCAAUAUUUAUCCGGCCCUCCAUGAUUUUUUUGUGAAUGGGUGUGGAGUACCAGAGACACCAUCUUUUCAUGAACAUCUCAAAAUUCUGGAGCAGUUGGCACAGAAUGUGUCACCUUCAUCUGCUGCAAAGACCGUCUUCAAAAUUUUCCGGAAGUGGAGCGAUGAUCUGAAAUCCGAAAAAAUUUCUGAAGACAUUUGUCAGUUCAGAGAAAAACUUCAGCAACUUGACUUCACGGUUCUUCCUACGGAAAAAGAUAAAUGGGUUUCCUUGCAUUCCUCGUUCAGUCUCGUGUGCUGGUGUGAUGAUGAGAAGUUAAAGAAGAGAUUUAAGAACAAGGAUAAGAUUCAGUUCUUAUACUUUGGGGAACUUUCCGACGAAGAGCAGCAAAUGAUUCAAACCAAUGUGUCCACACUAUUGGACAGCUUGGGCAUUCCAAGUAUUUCUAAGGUGGUAAAACGUGAAGCCAAAUACGAAGGUUUGCGAGAUAGCGGCCGAAUGGAUUCACUUGUGAACUGGGCUCUGCCGUAUGCACAACGCUAUUUCUACACGCUGCAUCAUGAGAAGUAUGUCCAUGACGAGAAGUCAGUUUAUCAUCGAAUAAAGCAUCUAAAAGUCUUUGUUGUCGAAAAGUUGUGCUUCAAGAAUGUCAUUCCGGAAUAUGGCAUCAGCUCUAAGAAGGAUUCGACUUGCAACUGUCUUCUGCAGGAUAAUGCUCUGUACACAACACCAGAUGUGGAUUCACAUUCCUUGUUCAUGGAACUUUCCUGUUUGUUCUUCGACGGUGCUCCUGAUCUGCAUGUGGCGAAUUUCCUUCACAUGAUUAAAACAAUGGCGGAAUCGGGUCUGAGCGAGGAUCAAAUGGAAUCAUUCAUUGUCAACAGCCAAAAGGUUCAGAAGAUUCCCGAGGGUGAAAGGGUCUGGAGCCUCAAAUCUUCUUGUAGAGCCAAGAAGAAAUCUGGAAAAACAAGCUGGCUAACUGCGACAUGCAAAACAGGACAGGGCUCUGAAGAGUUUGUACACAAUCAGGUAGAAGAGGAGCGGAACAACGUAACGGAUGUUCCUGAGGCAAUCGAGGAAGGGUUUCCGAUUCAGAUCAUGGAUUCAAGCUUGGCCACUGCAGACAACGGUUAUUCAGACAUGACUUUACGAGCUGUUGAGUCAAGAACAUCGGCUAUUCCUCUAAACCCUAACCCUGAAUUCAACGAGAGGGAUCAGCUUCAAACCGGAACACCAUGGGGAGUACAGGCACAGCAGACAGGGAGACUGGGUGAAGCCAUUGCUUACAGAUACUUUGCAGAAUCUAAGGCGGCUAUGGUGAAAUGGGUUAACGAACACAACGAAACAGGGUUACCAUAUGACAUUGUCGUCGAGGAACAAGGUGGGAGGAAGGAGUACGUCGAGGUAAAAGCGACGAUAUCUGCUCGUAAGGAUUGGUUCAAUCUGUCGGUGAGGGAAUGGCAGUUUGCGUACGAGAAAGGGGAAAGUUAUGUGAUAGCGCAUGUUUUGGUUGGAAACGAAAACGCCAUUCUUACACAGCAUAGGAAUCCAGUGAAGCUAUGCCAAGAAGGGAAACUGAGGUUGUUGAUUCUGAUGCCAAAGCAGUGAAGGUAGAGAGGUCUGUCUCCUGUUGUCUCCAUGAGAGGAAAUCCAUGCAAUUUCAGACAAAUGCAUCAAUGGGGAUUUUGCUUGAGGAAACUUUGGCAGGCGUUAUCUACAGCGCUCUUUCUUUUUUCUUUUUCUUCUCGUGUUUUAAUUAUUUAAUGGGGUAAUCAAUUUGAAUAAUUUGAUUAACUUAAACAAAUACAAACUGAAUCUAUUUUUUAAAAACCUAUAAA
Molecule: messenger RNA, 8398 nt
Organism: Tarenaya hassleriana
Lineage: Eukaryota; Viridiplantae; Streptophyta; Magnoliopsida; Brassicales; Cleomaceae
Exons: 13
Coding region: 63-8168 (2701 amino acids)
Biological process (GO): root development; leaf vascular tissue pattern formation; embryo development ending in seed dormancy
Cellular component (GO): nucleus
Source: RefSeq, a predicted model, not a curated record